This is a messenger RNA of Colletotrichum chrysophilum, 993 nucleotides long. RefSeq lists its product as uncharacterized. Gene Ontology annotation, molecular function: flavin adenine dinucleotide binding. The transcript has 2 exons. The coding region runs from base 1 to 993 and encodes 330 amino acids. The record is from RefSeq and is a predicted model, not a curated record. NCBI's taxonomy places the organism in Eukaryota, Fungi, Ascomycota, Sordariomycetes, Glomerellales, Glomerellaceae.
AUGUCCUUCUUGGGCAACCAGUAUGGAUGGGCGUCAGGGAAUGUUGUGGGCUAUGAGGCUGUUCUAUCCAGCGGGUCUAUCGUCUACGCCACCUCAACGAACGAAUACUCUGAUCUCUUCUGGGCACUCCGUGGAGGGGGCAACAACUUCGCCAUUGUCACCAGGUUCGAUCUCAAGACAUACGAGAUUGAGAAGGUGGCCGUUGGCAACGUGGCUUACGGCUCCGGCCAGCGUGACUCCUUCCUUGCCGACCUGUACGACUUCUCCCGGAAUGGAGUGCAGGACCAACGAGCUUUUGUCCUCCCGACCAUCUCCUACGUCCCAGCCGCGGGGCCUAACAUUACAUAUUCGGCGACGCUGUUCUACAACGACAACAACGAAACCUCUCCCUCCGCACUGCAACGAUUUCUCCCCCCGCAGGUCAUCCCGAAGACCAGCACUUUUGCAACCCGCACUCUGGCUAACUGGUCAGCCGAGGCCGACCAGGGCUUCGACCAGGUGCACGGCCAGAACUUCCGAUUUCACGGCUUCACCAUGUUGUCGAACCUCGAUGCCUUGUACACCGCGCACGACGCAUUUUUUCAGCUUGCCCAGGAACGCGGCCCAGCGAUCAAAGGGUUCAUCUCCACGCUUGCUAUGAACCUUAUCUCGCGGUCCUUCAUCGAGACGAACCGGGGGGCUGAUCCGGCUGGCGAUCCUAUGGGUAUUGACAGCGAUGCAGGGCCGUACUUUAUGUGUGAGCAGACCUUUUCUUGGUCGCUCAAGAACGACACUGGCGCCAUUGAGACGCUCAUUGCGGACAUCAACUCAGAGAUGAGCGCCAAGUUGGGAGACAAGAUGGUUCCUUUUUUGUAUCUCAACAACGCGGGAAAUGGGCAGGAUGUGUUCAACACGUACAACGCCGCAAAUCUGCAACGGCUAAAGACCAUCAAGGCCAAAUACGACACCGAAGGAGUGUAUACCAGCUUGCUGGUGGGAGGGUUCAAGCUAUGA